Messenger RNA from Saccoglossus kowalevskii, 882 nucleotides. RefSeq names its product MICOS complex subunit MIC60-like. The record is from RefSeq and is a predicted model, not a curated record. Gene Ontology annotation, biological process: cristae formation. NCBI's taxonomy places the organism in Eukaryota, Metazoa, Hemichordata, Enteropneusta, Harrimaniidae. Gene Ontology annotation, cellular component: MICOS complex.
AUGACACAGGAAAGUAAGUGUAACCAUGGUGAUUUAGUUGACACAGGAAAAGAAGAGUUUGAAAAGUUGAGAAAGACAUUAGAAGAGGCCAAGUUGCAGGCAUCAAAGUCUAAGUUCACUCAAAGUUCGCUGGCCUCUGUUAUAAUUGGUGCUGAAGAGACUUUGAAUCUAGUUAGUUAUGAUCUGGACACUGCUGUAGCCGAGGUGACUUCAGCUAAAGCCGAGUCCAAGAUCCUUUCAGAAUAUCAUGAUUUAGUGGACAAAGGAAAGCAACAAUUCAAAAAAGAACUUGAAAGUAUUAUGCCAACUGUAAAGCUUGGAAAGAAAGGUAACUCAAAUUUUGAGCAUAUACCUAAAACUGAACUGCAACGUGAAUAUGAACUUGAAAUGAGACACCAGUUGAUGAGACAAGCGGCUGCUCACAGUGAUCACAUUAAUGACGUCCUCAGAGUACAAUCUAAAGAAUUGGAACAACAAUUUGACAAGAAAAUGGAAGAAAGAGUUAACGAUGAACGUGAGAAAUAUCAGGUUGAGUUACAUGGUGCAUUGGCAAGGCUACGUGGUGUGGAAUCAGCAAUUGAAGACAGAGCAGAUCUAGAGAAACAAUCUGAAAAUGCUCAAGAACUAUGGCUUGCAUGUGAGGCACUUCGAAGGACAGUCAAGUAUGGUGAGAAGGGAAGCGAUGUCCUGACUCCACUUGAUAAUGAGGUCGCAGCUAUAAAAGAGGCUGGCAGCUCAAUACCAGUUGUCCAUGGUAUACUAGAAGCAAUCCCAGAAGAUGCCUUAACAAGGGGAGUGUUUACAGAAGAAAGUCUAAUUGCUAGGUGGAAACAUUACAAAAUCAACUGUUACGAAAUGCCUGCGCUGCAAUAUGACAGGUAA